Tribolium castaneum (red flour beetle) is the source of this 598-nucleotide messenger RNA. RefSeq lists its product as uncharacterized. Lineage: Eukaryota; Metazoa; Arthropoda; Insecta; Coleoptera; Tenebrionidae. The record is from RefSeq and is a predicted model, not a curated record. Bases 1 to 570 code for a protein of 189 amino acids. The transcript has 3 exons.
AUGAUGAGUGUUCGAAAUCGGGGCUGUGUUCCGGAAUUGGACAAGGAAGGAGUCUUCCUGAAACCGCUAGACGUCCCCAGCGAUGAAGUGUGGCAACAGAAGGAGCCCCUCAAGCCCUAUGAGCGCAUGCACGCUCACCACACCUUGGCCAGUGCCAGGAGAUACGCCUUUUUUAGGCCCUUUAGGGAUUUAAUACCGGGCGAUGACCUCGAUUUUAUCUUAAACUCGCCCUACGACCACUCUCAGGAAAUAUUUCCUGACCCAAUCGACAUCUACCUACAACCGGAAACGCUGGGUCAAGCCACCUGGCGGCGAUUACGAAACACUUCCGAUUUAAAAUCAUCACUCGAAGCACGUGCUAGGAUUGAGCUUCAACAACAGAAACUCUUUUUGGCGGGUCAUGGCCACCUACCGUUCAAACUUAAUAAGUAUCAUCCAGUGAUUAUCAGUGGAAUUGAGGAGCGGCGACACCCAAGCAAUGUUAAAUUAAUGAAUUCGUCUCAUCAUUCGCCCCAAACUAACGCUGGGUACUCGAGACAGGACUCGGACGGGAACUUUUACCAGUAUUAAUGAUAAUAAUAAAAAAACUUGUCUUGAA